GGACAUCAUAGGACACUGCAUGUUUGCAACCUGACACUGAGCGGACCAGAAAUAAACACAAGGUAGAGAUAACCUUACCCAGAUAAUAAAUAUAUACAUACAGAUAAAUUACAUCUAUAAACAUACGAAUAAUACCGACUAGACGCUGAAUAUCGAAAACAUACCAGCUCUGCCACACUGCCGUGAAUUGGAACGUAUUCCACCGUGUAUCAAAUCAUUUACGACAGUGUGCGGCCGUAUCUCCUGCCAUUGACAGGCUGUCACGACAACUCCACAGCUGAUCAAAAACAGCACAGCCGACACAGAUACCGGAGCUGUCAGGGUCAGAAGAGAGCCGGUUGUUAACAGUGCAGAGGUGAUUCCUCACCUUUUAGAAGUACAAGUUGAAGAUUAAAGGAGGAGUACAGUUUACCAGUUCUUCUUGCAUCAGCAGCUCACCAGCCCAAGGCAAUGGGAUAUGAUAUAGAGCGCUUUGUUGGCUACGUCAAUGACGGUCUGCUGUGCUGUAUCUGUCGAGAUGUGCUGGAGAAUCCACUACAGGCACCCUGCGAACACGCCUACUGCACCUCCUGUAUCCAUGGAUGGUUGGUUCAUCACCACAACUGCCCUGAGGACAGGCAGGCCCUUGAUUUAUCCAUGCUGCGACCCUUAUUCAGGUACAUGCGAAAUGACUUGAAUCGACUGCAGAUCCGGUGCCGGAAUAGAGAACAUGGCUGUGAAAUGGUGUGUUCUCUGGAAUCCGUGGACAGACAUGAGAGAGAGUGUGAAUACAGCCGAAUUCCCUGCACAAACGCUAGUUGCCCGAUGCUGGUUGAGCGUCGACACCUGGAGGCACACCUGGCGGUCUGUGAAUACCGUAGUAGGGAGUGUCUGAAUGGCUGUGGCUACACCAUUCUCAAUGCUGACGACACUCAUCACAACUGUGUAGCAGAACUGAGGACAGAGCUGGAGCUGCUCAGGUCUGAGAUGAUAUGUAAAGUUGAAGAAGUAAGGCAUGAAAUGGAAUCCCGACUGGACUCGCAGAGACGACACAUGGUGCAGAAGGAAAGCCUGCUUAAAAACGAAAUCGAGGAACUGAAGAGCCAGAUGUCGCGGGUGAUGUCAGACGUGCGCACUCUGCUGGCAGCGGAGCGGUUACACAGGCAGGACCUGGAGCAGGCCGAGCUGGAGAAGAGGGAGCUCAUGGAGUUGCUCAAGAGCCUGCAGAGAGAUGGCCGUGCAGGCAGCAACGUUACCGAGGGGGGCAUCCGCAAAACCAGCGGCACCCGAACCCUCGCCCGCCUCGACAGCAUCAAGAGGAAACCCAGAGAGGUCACCGUCAUCUAAGGCUGUGUUUCAGAGGCCUUUACCAAGAUGAUUGGAUUACAGCUAGACCAUAGCAUAUUCAAGAACAAAGAAACUGGUGCUGGGAGGAUACACAAUGAUUUAGACAACAUGGUGUCUAUGCAAUUAUACAGGUCCUCAAAUCAGCUCUGAAAACUACCGUUCAACAAUUGAAGAACCGUUAUUGCUAGGGCCCUGCGUUUUACGCGACCUGCUUUCUUAGGCUGCACUGCUCCGCAAGGUGGUCAUGUAGUCUGCUUAAUUAAACCACUUAUUGAUUAAUAAUCACCCGAUUCCUUUAAUCAUCUCAAUUAGUCAUUCUAUUAAUGCACAUUGGCGCGUUGAUUAGGCGGCAGCAGCAGCUACGGACGUUUAUUUAGUCAUGCAUCCCUUUAUUACUAAUACGUCUUAUUCAAAUUGUUUCUCAGAAUGUGUAAAUAAAAAAUGUAAAUGUUUCAGUUUACUAGUAGGAACACAUAAUUUGUCAACAAAAUAUAAAAAAAACACUGUCCCAUGUGUUAAAUGUUGCUAUUAAACUCAAGCAUCGUCAGUUGGUUAACCCUGCCUUCUUUCAUAGACUGACGUUCUGUAAAAACUUGGCCAUAAGAAGAAACACUUCUUUCAGCAUCUACAGAAUUGGUAACAACUGACAAAUAUAUUUUAGCCGUUCGUGUUAAAUUGGGAAAUAAUUCUUCAGCUUUAAUCCAAACUUCAAAGUCAUUCUACUGCCGUUUUGCAUAUGGGAGGUAUUUGUCCAUUUCUGAUUUAUAGUCAGCAUCAAAUCCUGGAAUAGAAUAUAAUGGGAGGGCUUCCAGAUCCAAACUACACACUUGUUUUGGGUCAAAUAUCCUUACUGCCAUCAGAAAGUUAUGAGUUAUUGCAUUGAUCCAGGUUGUAGUAAUUAGUCAAGUUUUUUAGAAACGUCAUGGAAUUUUUUAGUUUGUUUAUUGCGUCAUCUGUGCUGUGUACCUCUUGUGCCAUUGCUCGGUAUGUAUAUUCUGCGACUCUAUCAUAUGUUUGAUGGACUCUCACUUCACGGCUUUCAAACCACUGAAUGAGAUCCACCAGUACCUUGGCAUGCAUCGCAAUUAGGGAGAGUUGAGAUUUUAAACUUUGCACAUCUUUAAGCAAUUUCUGGAGGUCCUUUAACACUACGGUGUUUGGUGAAAUGUGCAUUUCCUUUUCCAUGAAGCCUGCGUAAAGAGGGAUGUAUUUGGAAUGAUAUUCAGCAGCAGAAUACCAAGUGCCCCAUCAUGUUAUGCAUGGCUCAGGUGGCAACUUUAUGGGUAAAGUACAGUCUUGUUGGAUUGCUUCUGUCAGGUGGUCUUUAAAAUGUAGUUUUCUGCUUGAGCAAUGUGUUUAACGGUUGCAACCAACUUGUCUGCUUUCGGAAAAUUAUUUGCCCAGAUAUUACUGGCAAGGGCUAUUAUGUGGGCAUUACAAGUCAAAUGUACUGAAUUUGGCAGUAAACCUCGAAGAAUGUCAUUGUAUGCCUUGAUCAUGUAACUGGCAUUAUCGGAGACAAAUCCAGUCACAUUAUUAAAAUUAACUUCAAAUUCGUUUAAACAUUUCACAACGCCCUGUGCCAGCGAUGAGUAAUUCACAUAGUGCAGAUUGACUGUAUCAGCUAAUAUUACUUUCAGUUCGAAGGUAUUAGAUAGUCCUUGGAGAACAAACAAAAUGUGCAAAACAUGCUGAUCUUUUGCAUUUGUAGACUCGUCAGUAACUACAGAUACACUGUCAGAUAUCUUUACUAGUUGCACAAGAUGAAAAUUGUACAACUCAGCAAUUUGGUGUAGAUAUUCCCUUCUCAGUUGACCUGCUGUAGGAAUUGCUCCCACAUUUAUUACAUGUUUGUUCAGAAAUGCACGUAGUUUGGGAUUAUCAAUUUUUUCCAGGGGAAUAUUAGCACAAACAAAUGCCUCUCAAAUCGAAAGUAACAUCUCGUUGGCGUUUAUAAUUUUCGUUCCCCUUAAGUUUUUUACUGGAGGACGCCGUCUCAUAGCUGUCAAUCUCAGCCUUUAGUUUUCUGUGUUUUUCAAAUAAAUGUCGGUCUAUUGUUGACUUUCGAGUGUGGUCCAAAGAUAAAUUGCAAGUUAAAUUAAAUAAAAAUAAAUGAUACCCAUCGGUGUACAGAACACCAGGUGGAUAUUGUUGCAUGCGUUCACUCAAUGAAAUGCUUUUUGAUUGCAGUGUCUUUGACUCAAUGUUUAGGUCUCUCGAUUUUUCUUUUAACGCAUCAAUUUAUUCAAUUACCAUUUAUACUCAUCAUAAUUAGCUUUUAUUUUUCAAAUUAGUCAAAGCGUAAUGUGUUGAUUUCUUAAUUGUGAAUUCAAUUACUGUAACUGGAGUUGCUGCAGGGACAUCUAGGGGAUAGCAGUUGAAUUACAAUUGAAAAAAACAGGUCGCCUAAAACACAGGACCCUAGUUAUUAAGUAAGUGAUAUCACUGCCACUGAGGACUAAUGUAGAAGCAAAUGGAGCAUCGUUUUGCUAUUAUUUUGGGUCACUGAAGUUCUUGUAAUUUGUCCAUUUUUUUUACCUUUGAAGUUUGUCAAACUUGUGUAGUUUUUUUUUGCUUAUGACUAAAUAGUAUAUAAUGUUUCAUUACUUUUCUUCUACACCAAAUGACUAAGCAAUACACAUAUAUUGUAUAAGUAUAAACUAUGUGAUUCCCAUACAAUUUAAUUAGUUGUUUUUUGUUCUGCUAGGUAAAGAAUGCAGCCAAACAAUGUCUUGGUGCUUUGUUUUAUAAUUUUGGAAAGUUUCUUCCAUCGCAGUCAUGAUUUGGUAAAGGUUUAUCUUUCUGAAUACACAGUACAUGUAUUUUAGAUUUCUGUUCCAUGUCAUAAUUAUGUUGUAUUGUACGACUGCCAGUAAGAAUUUUGUACAUAAGUGAAUUUUGGAUCAAGUUAUUUUCAUAUCAAGUAGUUCAUCAUCUCUAAGAAUAUUCCAUUGAAAAUGUCCACACAAAAAAGUACUGUUUAAACUGACAAUAAAUCUUCCGGUGUGAUCAUGCCAUAGCCAUUGCUUUUCACAUUUGAGAUAUUUUAAAAAAGCACUGUAUGUUUUUCACAAAUAAAAUGUUGUACAAAUGGUCAAAAACAAAUGUGAACUUUUUUGUACCAAAGUCGCAUUAAAGAAAUCAGGAAAGUACAAUAGUACAGAGUGCCUCCUCAUCUUGAGAUUUCGCAUAGUUAAUCUAAUGAAAAGAAUUAAAAGGUUUUGCUCUAAUAAACAUAUUUUAACCUGUAUUGUAAUUUAAGAGUAACGCUGGAUUGCCACCCCUGCUCUUAUUCAAAAUGCAAGAUGAUGGCACGCUGAAAGUUUAAUAGCCUAUAAAUAGAAAAGGACAACAUCUUGUUAC
Messenger RNA from Acipenser ruthenus (sterlet), 4689 nucleotides. RefSeq names its product ring finger protein 41, like (gene rnf41l). Bases 451 to 1326 code for a protein of 291 amino acids. The record is from RefSeq and is a predicted model, not a curated record. Gene Ontology annotation, molecular function: zinc ion binding. The transcript has 8 exons. Lineage: Eukaryota; Metazoa; Chordata; Actinopteri; Acipenseriformes; Acipenseridae.